CCAGCAGGCUUGUUCCAUAAGCAUGGCCUGGUUCUAGUCUUCCUAGAUUUCUUUUAUCUGCAUUUGUUCGAAUCUAGGGUUUUUUGUGAGAAAAUCAGUCACCAUGAUCCAUCUCUCACUUUUCUAUUUUAUCAUCAUUGUUGCUGAGAUGGAUCUGCUACGAGUAUGCCGCGAUUUCGCCAUGUCCUAUCUAUGGCAUCGAAGCUCCAUCAGCUGCAGGCCAAAGCUGUGCAAGCCUCACAAUUUGUGGCUAAGCACGGAACUUCGUAUUAUAAGCAAUUGCUGGAGGAGAAUAAGCAGCACAUUGUCCAGCCACCAACAGUUGAGAAAUGUCAAGAACUUUCAAAGCAGCUAUUCUACACUCGGCUGGCAAGUAUUCCCGGCCGCUAUGAAUCAUUCUGGAAAGAGCUGGACGGCCUGAAGCACACCUUGAGGAACAGGCAGGAUCUGAAGGUGGAGGAUCUCGGCAUUGCCGCUCUUUUCGGUCUUGAGCUAUAUGCUUGGUUCUGUGUGGGGGAGAUUGCUGGAAGAGGCUUCACCUUCACAGGUUAUUAUGUUUGAUGAAAUUACUCUUAAAAUUUGAGUUGGUAUUCAAUUUUUAUGCUUGGCUUACUACUGCUAAGAGCAUGCCAAGUUUAUGACUGAAUUAUCAUGCAAAAUUUUGUUUGGUAUAAAUUUUGUGGACUUGGGCAGAUCAUUAAAACAAAGCAUUGUUUCUAAUAAUUUUUGCCCGGUUACACUUAUAUACUCUUUAUGAAUGUUGUUUAACUAUCAUCUUUUACUUCAAUUUUUAUUGUCAUUAUUCCAAACCA
Molecule: messenger RNA, 812 nt
Organism: Phalaenopsis equestris
Lineage: Eukaryota; Viridiplantae; Streptophyta; Magnoliopsida; Asparagales; Orchidaceae
Exons: 3
Coding region: 166-561 (131 amino acids)
Biological process (GO): proton motive force-driven ATP synthesis
Molecular function (GO): proton transmembrane transporter activity
Source: RefSeq, a predicted model, not a curated record